This is a messenger RNA of Peronospora farinosa, 1749 nucleotides long. NCBI's taxonomy places the organism in Eukaryota, Oomycota, Peronosporomycetes, Peronosporales, Peronosporaceae. The record is from the annotation of a GenBank genome assembly.
AUGGGAACGAAUGCGCGUGUAGGUGGCUCAUUGCUGGUACUAGUAUCAAUUGCGGUGGUAGGAUUUACCUUUAGGGAGAAGCUACAGGAGACACUACAUCUCACAUACGAGCAUCGGUCACUGAGUGUCGACCGCGAUGCGGCGUUUAAGAACGUCAUGAUUUACCGCAACGGAUACUCGACCGGUGGCGUGCAACUACAGCUUAGUGCGGAGCUCGUGGCUGCUCGCACAGGCAAGGGAGAGCUGGCAGCGUAUCUGUCACAGUUUGUAGCGGUUGAAGGGCUCCACGAGUCUGUCACCCAAGAGCCUGUCACGAAAGACAUUAAGCCUUUGGAUGAGAGCAAGGAAAAUGAGUACGACGUGCCUGGUGUCGUGGCCAAUCGCGUGUUCAACGGCCGUGGAGAGCUACUGCAGACUUAUGCGGACAUUCUAUCGGGAGAUCGACUCUAUCUCGUUGCUCCUGGACUAUUUUUUAUGUGGCCCUUUGUAGAGCUUGGUCAUCGCGUAAACGUGACGUCAGAAGCUAGUCCGACCAAGGAGCCGGUGAUCAUUGAGUCCAUCUCAGAGUCUCCGCGUACAUUCCGUCUGCACAACUUCUUCAGUGACGAGGAGGUGGACAAACUGAUCAAUAGCACACUGGCGAUUGAUGAACCAGGCCACAAGCUGCAGCAGUCGAGAGUGGGUGCGCAUUUCUCAAAAAAGAAGUCGAAAUUUCGCACGAGCGAAAACGCCUUUGAUAGCGUCUCGGACACAGCAGUGAACAUCCGCAAGCGCGCAUUCAACAUUCUCUCGAUUGAAGAGUUCAAAGAAGAAAUGUGCGAUGGUCUUCAGCUGCUGCGAUACCAGCAGAAGCAAGCAUACAUUGCCCACUACGACUACUUUGAAGUGGACUCCGUGCCCGAUUUUAACUUGGACCCGCACAAAGGUGGUUCCAAUCGCUUUGCUACCGUCUUCCUGUAUCUUUCGGAGGUUGCACAAGGUGGACAGACCGUAUUCCCGAAAGUCGAAAUGCCUGAGGGUCUCCCAGUUGAGUAUGGUCACCCUUCGAACGCGGCCCAAGACUACGAGGCUAUCGGUGCAGAGCUAUUUGGAUCAGAGAGCUGGGAGAUGGACAUGGUGAAAAAGUGCUCGACAAAGUUGGCGUUCUACCCUUCAAAAGGUGGUGCAGUGCUGUUCUACAGUCAAAAGCCGAAUGGUGAAUUGGACCCCAUGUCACUGCACGGAGGCUGUCCCGUGCUCGAAGGUACCAAGUGGAGUGCAAAUCUCUGGGUCUGGAACAAAAGUCGCCUGAAUCGUGUCGCCCCCGCAGUCACCGUUACCUUUGAGAACCCAACGUCGCAUGAAGUGGAUCUUUACUGGUCCGACCAGCUGAUGGCUACUCUUGACGCCAACGGUGGCAGCCGCGAAUUCAAGACAUAUGAAGGACACCAGUGGAUUUUCAAACACGGCGAUCAAAUCUUGUUCGAAGUCAUUAUCGACACCAAGAAUGGCAACAAGCAGACAAUUCUUACCGCACCAAUUGAAGUAUCAUCUGCAGCGCAACUGGAAGACAAAGACGCAAAGACCAACGUUAACGACAAUAUCAAUGCGAAGGACGCAGUCGAGGCGAAAACCAACGACAACGAAAAUGCCAAGGACACAGUUGAGGCGAAGGCCAACGACAACGUCAAUGCCAAGGACGCAGACGAGGCGAAGACCAACGACAACGACAAUGACAACGACAAUACUGAUGCCAAGGAUGAGCUGUAG